AUGACUGUCGAGGAGGCCCUCCCCGAGGUCCUGAAGCAGGCCAUGUACGUCGAUGGUCUUGCCCGUGGCCUCCACGAGGUUGCCAAGGUCCUCAGCAAGGGCAGCGCGCACCUGUGCGUUCUGGCCACCAACUGCGACGAGCCCAACAUCAUCAAGCUGAUUGAGGCUCUGUGCGCUGAGCAGAAGAUCAGCCUCCUGAAGGUUGAUGACAAGAUGAAGCUCGGUCAGUGGGCUGGUCUGUGCAAGCUCGACCAGGAUGGCAACCCCCGCAAGGUUGUCAAGUGCAGCUGCGUCGCCGUCACCAACUACGGUGUUGCUGGCCAGGCUGUCGAGGUCAUCAACGACCACUUCAAGGGCAAGUAA
Messenger RNA from Monosiga brevicollis MX1, 363 nucleotides. RefSeq lists its product as uncharacterized. The record is from RefSeq and is a predicted model, not a curated record. NCBI's taxonomy places the organism in Eukaryota, Choanoflagellata, Craspedida, Salpingoecidae. Bases 1 to 363 code for a protein of 120 amino acids. Gene Ontology annotation, cellular component: ribosome; cytosolic small ribosomal subunit. Gene Ontology annotation, biological process: translation. Gene Ontology annotation, molecular function: structural constituent of ribosome. The transcript has 3 exons.